AGGACCUGUUCUAGGGUUUAAAUACAUGUGAACUAGAACCUACUUUAGUGUGAAAAUAACCAGGCAUAGGUUGGGUUGGUCAUCUCAAGCCACCACCUUGCUUUGCCCCACACAUCAAAUUAAAAUUCCUUUCCCAAAUCACUUUACACAUUCUUUAUCUGGUGUGCGGGUAGACUGGAGCAAGAAGGUUCCCACGGUACCGGCUUCUCGCCAGUUCAAACCUAACUCUGGAGCUGGCAACACCGACACUGCUCUUACAGCCGAAUCCUGAAUCCAGAUAAUACAACAUGAUUGUUAUUCAAACACCAACUGAGAUUAAUCAAAAAAUGACAAUGAAGAGAAAAGGCGAGGACUCCGGAGUAAGUUUCAAGAAACCUUGUUACCGAGGAACUAUCUACGAGAAAAUGCUCUCUCCUAUUUCUCCUUCUUUAACACUUCCGAUCAAAACAAGAAUUUGCGAAUCCUCUGAGAGAUUUAUCAACAGAUCUCUGCAGAAAGAACUUUUUCAGCUUUUAGAAAAUUCCAAUGAGACGGAACUAAAGGAUUUUUUAUUAAAGAACAGUGAUAAGAUUGAUAUUAAUCAGUAUGGGGAGGACGGAGUAACACCGCUUCAGCUUGUCUGCCAGUCCGGAGGAGAAGUAGGAGUUGCUCGAACCUUGAUUGGAUACGGAGCUGAUGUAAGAUUGACCUCUAGAGACGGCUGGUCAGCUGUGCAUAUGGCAACAUUUUCCGGAAACACAAGAUUAAUGCUUUAUAUUUUAUCCUGUAGAGUAUAGAAAUAUUUUAUUUUGUUUUAAAUGAAUAUUCAUCUCUGAACCUAGAAGAAAAUUCUCCAGUAACACUUUGGUGCAAUUAUAACACAAAAUUUGUCAACUUUAGUGUUAGAAUAUAUAUAUUUUUUAUUAUUAAAAAGUUGUUGAUUUAUUCUUGAAAAUAAAAAUUCAUAAAUGUUUCA
Eurytemora carolleeae is the source of this 955-nucleotide messenger RNA. RefSeq names its product notch-regulated ankyrin repeat-containing protein B. The record is from RefSeq and is a predicted model, not a curated record. The coding region runs from base 288 to 776 and encodes 162 amino acids. NCBI's taxonomy places the organism in Eukaryota, Metazoa, Arthropoda, Copepoda, Calanoida, Temoridae. Gene Ontology annotation, biological process: regulation of gene expression. Gene Ontology annotation, cellular component: nucleus. The transcript has a single exon. Gene Ontology annotation, molecular function: protein binding.